Messenger RNA from Tachyglossus aculeatus (Australian echidna), 3635 nucleotides. RefSeq names its product protein phosphatase 2 regulatory subunit B''alpha (gene PPP2R3A). Gene Ontology annotation, molecular function: calcium ion binding; protein phosphatase regulator activity. Bases 201 to 3635 code for a protein of 1144 amino acids. Lineage: Eukaryota; Metazoa; Chordata; Mammalia; Monotremata; Tachyglossidae. The record is from RefSeq and is a predicted model, not a curated record. Gene Ontology annotation, biological process: protein dephosphorylation. Gene Ontology annotation, cellular component: protein phosphatase type 2A complex. The transcript is spliced from 13 exons.
GUAUUCAGACAGGAAAGUCCCACCUCAGACUUCGGGGGCGGUUGGUGUUUCCCAGCGAAGGAAACGCCAUUUCUCCGAAUGAGCGAGUUACCCGCGAAACUCGAACAUCCUCAGAUACGUACCCGGCCUGGGUCUGGAGCCGGCUCGAAUCCCGGCUUGUUCCCGAUUUCAGAGUCCCCCUGUUGAGAGGAAUUAAUGGUAUGGCAGCAGCCUACCGGCUUGUAGUUAGCACUGUGAACUGCUACAACAGCGUCGUGAUAGAUCGGCGCUUUCAGCAGGCAAUCCACUAUUGCAGCGGCACGUGCCAAACCUUCCGACAUGGGGUGGACUGCAUCGUGGCCCAUCACGGUCUCUGCGCGGGACUCCUGUCCGCGACCGGGCCUGUCCCCGGAGACCCGGAACUGGGCCGUAGAUUUCUGCCCCACGAGAAUGGACUUUCGCUGGCCGGGAGUGAAGAGAAUCCUCAGGUUUUCCCGGGGAUUGCCAAGGUCAGGAAGGGAUUCGCCGUUCAGAGCACCUGCAAUCUAAAAGACAUCGCAGGAGAGGCUAUAAGUUUUGCCAGCGGAAAAAUUAAGGAAUUCUCCCUCGAGAAAAUCAAGAACAGCAACCACGCAGCGUACAAAAAGGGAAGGAAGGUGAAGUCGGACUCAUUCAGUCGGAGGUCGGUGGAUUUCGACCUGAUCUAUGGCCAGUGCCAAGGUGACGGGAACGGGCCGCCUUUCGGUCUGCUCCGGAGCGCCUCGUUGGAAGAGAAACCUCUGUCCCACAGCGGCUCCUUGGAGACCAACAUGGCAUCCUGGCUUCUCCAGAACUUCUCCGAAGAGAACCUGAUCGCCCAGAUUUUGGAAAAACACAAGCUGGACAGUUCGGCUUCGGGGGCGGACAUCAAGAUGUGCUUAGAUAUCCUGCUUAAGUGCUCCGAAGACUUGAAGAAAUGCACAGACAUCAUAAAGCAGUGCAUCAGAAAGAAAUCGGGGGGCGGCGGCAGCGAGGACAGUGGUCAGGACUCGUUUCACGGCUCCGAAACUGUCUACAUGAACGUCAUGACCAAGUUGGCUUCUUACCUGAAAAAGCUUCCCUUUGAAUUUGUCCAGUCCGGAUAUCUCAAGGGCUCCGAUCUGACGGAACUGGCCAACAGUUUUUCCGCGCUGCAGCCUCCUCCCUUCUCCCCGAUAUUUGGCACCGAGCAGCCCCCCAAAUACGAGGACGUGGUCCAGCUACCUUCCUCAGUCACGAGGCAGUUCCAGGCCGCUGAGUCGCCACGGGGUAAGGAGGGCAGCAGCUUUGUGGAGGACCCCACGGAUGUCUUAGCCGACAUCGAGCGUCGCGACCCCCGAACCGUGAGGUCUGGCCAACCGGCCCGGAGUCCAAAGCCGUUAGAAUGCGCGUCUUCACCGGAUUUCAUGGAAACUCUUUUCAUCGAGGAAGAAUCAGAGGGGGAGAAAGGAGCGGGCAGGGUAAAGACGAGCGAGAACCAACUUCCCCAGCCCCCUUUAAAGGGAAGUCAAACUAGGACAGAAUGUAGAGAUGAGAAUUCAGAUUUUGACGGAGUUCCUGCCUCACCGUCAGCUGAAACGCCCGACGAGAUCUUUGAGAAACCAGCCCUCCUUCAGGUAUUCGAAGAGGAGCCGGGGUCCAAAGUCCCCAGAGAUGAAGCGCCGGGCCACAGGGAUUCGACAAACCUUAAUAACCAGGAGGAGAUCGAUCGGUUGCUGUUGGAUUUGGAAUGCUUUUCCCAGAAGAUGGAGAGCACCCUGAGGGAGCCUUUUGUGGCGGGGAGCGCCAUCGCGUCUUUUCCCGACCCAAGUCGAGCGAUCGGGCAGGCCCCCGUGGAUCCCGAAUCCAAAUCGAAAGUUCCCGCCCUCUCGGAGAAAGCCCCUUCUUCCUGUUUGUCGAGGAUCAUAGAAACCAAUGGCCAUAAAAUAGAGGAAGAAGACCGAGCCCUCUUACUCCGGAUCCUAGAGAGUAUUGAAGGCUUUGCUCAAGAGCUGGUCGAAUGCAAAUCAGGAAGAGGAAGUCUUUCCAAAGAAAAGGAAGUGAUGCAGAUUCUACAGGAGACCUUGACAGCAUCCUCCCAGACCCCGGCGCCUGUGUGUAGGAAUCCCCCAAAUGACAAAGCCAAAGAAGCCAUUCCAGUGGUAUCAAUACAGCAAACCCCGGAGGUGAUCAAGGUUCAAAGUAAGCAAGACAAGAAAGCCGCAACACCGCUUCCACCUUCAGGAAACUUUGCAAGCAGUCCUCGCCCCCCGUCCCCUCGCCCGCACGUGAAUAAUGCCGCCAGCAACGCGCCUUCGUCUGUAAACAUUCCACGCUUCUACUUCCCCAAAGGCCUCCCCGAUACCUGCACGAACCACGAACAGUCCCUAGCAAAAAUCGAAGCCACCUUUGGGGAAAUCGAGGAUGAGAAAUCGGACAUCUACGAAAUGGGGAAAGUUGCCAAGGCCUGUGGCUGCCCUCUCUAUUGGAAAGCGCCUAUGUUCAAUGCCGCAGGGGGAGAAAGGACGGGAUUCGUCUCUGUACAUUCAUUUAUAGCAAUGUGGAGAAAAUUGCUUUAUAACUACCACGAUGAUGCAUCUAAGUUUGUCUCUCUUCUAGCAAAACCCAACUGCAACUAUCUUGAGCAGGAAGAUUUCAUCCCGUUGCUUCAAGAUGUGGUGGACACACACCCUGGUCUGACGUUCCUGAAGGAUGCACCAGAAUUCCAUUCCCGUUACAUCACCACGGUGAUCCAGCGGAUAUUCUACACGGUCAAUCGGUCUUGGUCUGGAAAAAUUACCUUGACAGAAAUGAGGAAAAGCAACUUCCUGCAAACCCUGGCCCUUUUGGAGGAGGAAGAAGACAUAAACCAAAUCACCGAUUAUUUCUCCUACGAACACUUCUAUGUCAUCUACUGUAAAUUCUGGGAACUAGACAGUGACCAUGACCUCUACAUCAACCAAACCGAUCUAUCAAGGUACAACGAUCAAGCUUCAUCGAGCAGAAUCGUCGAGAGAAUUUUCACCGGAGCAGUGACAAGGGGAAAUAUAGUACAAAAGGAAGGACGGAUGAGCUACGCUGACUUCGUUUGGUUUCUGAUCUCUGAGGAAGACAAGAGGAACCCCACCAGCAUUGAAUAUUGGUUCCGCUGCAUGGACCUGGAUGGGGACGGCGUGCUCUCUAUGUACGAGCUGGAAUAUUUCUAUGAGGAACAAUGUGAGCGGAUGGAAGCCAUGGGCAUCGAACCUCUGCCGUUCCACGAUUUGCUCUGCCAGAUGCUUGACCUGGUGAAGCCCGAAGUUGAUGGAAGAAUCACACUCCGAGACCUAAAAAGAUGCAGAAUGGCUCACAUUUUUUACGACACCUUCUUUAAUCUGGAGAAGUACCUGGACCAUGAACAGAGGGACCCCUUUGCCGUGCAGAAGGACGCUGAGAACGACGGGCCGGAGCCUUCCGACUGGGACAGAUUUGCCGCUGAGGAGUACGAAGUCCUUGUGGCGGAGGAAUCUGCUAGUGAACAGAUACGCGAAGGAUCUCUGGAAGAUGACGAGACGGAUGAACCCGCCCCUCCCUCCGAACUUGGACACAAGGGAGAUGUGCCAGUUACCUCAAACCUUUCCGAGAAAUCUGCCAAGCUCCCCUCAAUGGAUGAGGAAUAG